Molecule: messenger RNA, 11927 nt
Organism: Bombina bombina (fire-bellied toad)
Lineage: Eukaryota; Metazoa; Chordata; Amphibia; Anura; Bombinatoridae
Gene: FGD1
Product: FYVE, RhoGEF and PH domain containing 1
Exons: 18
Coding region: 1305-3902 (865 amino acids)
Biological process (GO): cytoskeleton organization; filopodium assembly
Cellular component (GO): cytoplasm
Molecular function (GO): guanyl-nucleotide exchange factor activity; metal ion binding
Source: RefSeq, a predicted model, not a curated record
ACAUUUUAUUUUUAGACUAGAAUGUGUCCCUUUAAACUGUUUCUAUUUUUUUCUCUUUUUCAUGCUCCUUCACUCCUCCCUCCUCUGCUGCCCCCUCUCCCCCACCUCCCUCUCUUCCUCUCCUUCACACAGAUGUGAAUCCGCCUUCCAGGCGUGUGGCUUCUCCCAUUCGUUAGCACUGUCCUGUAGGCCUCAAUUAGUUUCCAUAGAGAUGGGGAGGGGGUUUCUGGGGAGGGUUCCAGGCAGCUAAAUUACAAGGGGUGCAGAAAUGACUGGUAAACUGUGAGAGGGGCUGAGCUUGGCUAGCAGAAACAGAGGAGGAGGGAACUGCCGAGCUGAGUUCCUGUAUUCCCAGCUUUGCAGAGGAUUCCUGGGAAGAUUUUGGGACAGAAGCCAAAGUCCCCAUAUACCGUCCCUAACUGAUCCCUGACACCGGAUCUGCUGGUUCUGUCACUUGCAUUUACUAUAAUGAUAUAGAAGGCUUUACUAAUGUCUCUUGGGAAAAAAACAUAAAGUAGCAGGGGCUGGUGAGUGGAUUCAGUGAAUGGCAUGCAAACUCAUUGAGUGGGACUUAAUCCAGAGAAGGAUCCAUUGAGUUGGAUCCCACCUCAGCAGCUUCAACGCAGUUACUGACACUCAGCGCCCAAUAAGAUGGAGAAUUUCUCAUUUGAUGACACUCAUCCUAAGUGAGUGAUACUCACCUAACAGAUGGUACUCAUUGUGCUUAAGAGAAGUUUGGUCUGAAUGAUUCUGGUUGAGGAUCUAAUGAACAUCCAGUGGAGUUUGUGGAUAUUACCAACAAGAUUUUGAAGCACAUUUGUUUGGACCAUGUAGACACUGGGGAGUCGGGAAAUCUGGUGGAGUUUCGGAAGUGAAACAAUGAGAUUGUACAAUAGUUCGGCUCACCACUUACAGUAACACUCACUGUUAGUUCUGGCAUUUCCUACUACUUGGCACUUACUGGUACUUUUGUGUUCACCUAUAUGUUGGGAAUAGUUAGGGACACUAGUUGGUCUCGUGUGUAUACUUUCAAGUGAAUGAGCAUCGCCUCAGUCCAGGAAUACAAUUUUAAGACCUCAGUACAACCCCAGUCCUACUCCUGGGAAAAUAGAGAAUUUUGGUACCUGUUCUUCAUCUUUCAGUGUAAAACGUUCACAAUGUUCAGAGAUCUGCAUCCCACAAACCCCUUGUCCCUAUGACAAGGUGACAGUAAACAUCCAGUGACAGACACGGACAGACCCUGGCCAAACCUGAAAGGGACAUUCCCAACUGCCACAGCUGACACGUGUGUCACGGAUUCCCUUAUGUAUAUGGACAAGAGCACCCUACGAGGUCCCCUGCACAGGCCUCAGCUACUUGUUAAAAGCCUCUCUUUGGAGCCGGCUCCCACGUUUACACACCCAGAAAAGCCCCAGAGGCUCCGCUCUGACCCUGGAUCCUCCACAGAGUGUAAUGGGGGGGUCCCGGACCCACCCAGCCCAAAGCCAGCUGUUCCCAGACGAUCACAGCACCCCAAACCUGAAGUUCCUCCAAAACCGGCACACCUACAAAGCAUAAGGAGGCCUCGCCCUCCUGUUCCUAUUCCCCCACCACCCUCACGUCCAUUGCCUGCAGAUCCCCGGCUUGCCAGGGUCUUAUCACGUUCUGAUACUAAAGAUGGGCCACCCUCAGCUGUCACAUCCCUCAUAGAGAAGUUUGAGAGAGAGCCAGUUAUUUUGCCCACUGAUAGAGGCUCCCCAAAUAACAGCAACGACACCAGCCCUGAAAUGGACAGUGCCCCACCCCUGCACCCUGGGUACAACAUGUGUGAUCUGGGGCACAAACUCCUCGACCUGCUGGAGCCCAAGGAAGAUCAGGGCAGCCUGGAAAGGAGACGUAGGCAGGGGGUGGUCGGGGGAGACACAGGGGAGAAUGGGGAACAGGAUCCUGGAGGAAAGCUGGCAAAUAGGGACAGUGGCAUUGACAGUAUCAGUUCCCCAUCUACCAGUGAGGAGAUGUGCUUCUUGGGGGAGGUGGAGGAAGGUGGCUCAGAGGAAACUGAGCUCCCCCACACAGUGACCCAGCGCUGCUCUGCACACGAUUCUGAGGGGGACAGUGACAUGGAGGAUGGCAGUGGGGAUGAAGGAGAUGUGGUCCCUGAAAGGCUAGAUCCGUGUGAGUUCACAGCUCGUCAGAAGGUGUAUAACAUUGCUAACGAGUUACUACAGACGGAGAAGGCUUAUGUGUCUCGCUUAUAUCUUCUGGACCAGGUAUUCUGCGCUCAGCUAAUGGAGGAAGCUAGCACAAAGGGCUCCUUCCCUGUUGAAGUGGUGAUGGGGAUCUUCUCUAACAUCUGCUCCAUAUAUUGCUUUCACCAGCAGUUCCUGCUGCCAGAGCUGGAGAAGAGAAUGCAGGAAUGGGACACCAACCCACGGAUUGGGGAUAUCCUACAGAAAUUGGCUCCAUUCCUUAAAAUGUAUGGAGAAUAUGUCAAAAACUUUGACCGGGCAAUGGAACUAGUAAACACGUGGACAGAGAGGUCCUCCCAAUUCAAGAGCAUUAUCCAGGAGGUUCAGAGGGAAGAAGCCUGCGGUAAACUGACCCUGCAACACCAUAUGCUGGAGCCUGUGCAGAGAAUUCCUCGGUAUGAGCUGCUUCUCAAGGAUUAUCUUCUGAAGCUGACGGCGGACUCUAGGGACCGCACAGAUGCUGAAAAGUCAUUGGAGCUCAUAGCUACAGCAGCCGAACACUCCAAUGUGGCCAUAAAGAAAAUGGAGCGGAUGCACAACCUCCUUAAGGUGUACGAACUGCUGGGUGGAGAGGAGGACAUAGUGAGCCCAACUAAUGAGCUGAUAAAGGAAGGGCACAUCCUGAAGCUCUCUGCCAAGAAUGGCACCACCCAGGACAGAUACCUCAUUCUGUUCAACGAUCGAUUGCUUUACUGUGUUCCUAAGCUGCGCCUGAUUGGCCAGAAGUACAGCGUAAGAACAAGAAUUGAUGUGGAUGGUAUGGAGCUAAAACACAGCAGCAGCCCUAACCUAAGCAGGACAUUCCUGGUAUCUGGGAAACAGCGGUCGCUGGAGCUGCAGGCCAGAACUGAGGAAGAGAAAAAGGAGUGGAUUCAGGCCAUUGAAGCCACAAUGCUCCGUCAUGAGCAGACAAUGGAGACCUUCAGACUGCUCAACGCCUCACAUAGAGAGGAUGAAGAGACGCCCCCGAACUCCCCGAAUACAGACCUAGGCAAGCGGGCACCUACACCGAUCAGAGAGAAGGAGGUGACCAUGUGCAUGAAAUGCCAGGAAGCGUUCAACUCCAUCACCAAGAGGAGGCACCACUGCAAGGCUUGCGGGCAUGUUGUAUGUGGAAAAUGCUCCGAGUUUCGUGCCAGACUUGUAUACGACAACAACCGAACAAACCGAGUUUGUGUGGACUGUUACAGCACCCUGCAUGGUUCGCUAUCCAGCCCGGGAUACAGCCUGCACACCCCCCAGCGCCGGAAAUCCAUCCUUGAGAAACAGGCGUCUGUGGUGGCAGAGCACAGUGUGAUGUGUAGUUACAUGAAUUACAUGGAAAAAGGAGCCAAAAGCUGGCACAAGGCCUGGUUUGUCAUCCCCCAGAACGAGCCCCUUGUGCUUUAUAUCUAUGGAGCCCCCCAGGACGUCAAGGCACAGCGCAGCAUCCCUCUCAUAGGCUUUGAGGUGACCCCCGUUGAGCAUGGUGAGCGCUCUGACCGCAGACAUGUCUUUAAAAUCAGCCAGAGCCAGCUUAGCUUCUACUUCAGCCCAGAGACGGAGGAGCUGCAGCAGCGCUGGAUGAUGGCUUUGUCUCGGGCCGGGCGGGGAGAAGACUGCAACGUAAGGACCCUCAUACUGGAGGCUGAGGAGGAGUCAGAGGCUGCAGAUGGUCACCUUGGCGACACUUGAGGAUUAGAGUGCUGGACCUCUGCUCUGAGGCCUGGACUAAAUCAUUCAUCCUCUAUGGGGGACAGUUGUGAAUGUGGGACAGGACUGAACCUUCAGAUGCCCACUAGGGGAGGGCUGGACUCACCCAUCACACUUCCAUGUUCCUGGAGACAUUUGGAAGGAGGACAGGACUAAACCAUUGCAAAUUCAGGGGACACCUGAGCUACAGACUAAGCGCUAAUUUAUCCCCACGUGGGAAACCAAAUGGGGCUGGACUGACCCAUUACCACUUAGCUAGGGCGGAUGCUGUGUGCUGGACUGACCUGUCUAUAUAUUUGUGUCAGACGACCAGCUGUCAGCUCCAUCCAGAACUCCACUUUCAACCAAACCCAUCACAGGCACUUUGUCAUUUUGUAAUAUGUUAUGUAUUAUAAUUAUUUUAAUAAUAUUUAGCAACACUUUUUUACAUUUUUGUUCUUUUUUUUAUUUGUUCUGCUUUGCCUGUCUUUGUUCUUGCCCGUCCCUUUAUAUAUAUAUCUAUACAGACAUUCCCAGAUCUGUUCUUAGCUUCCCUGUUACUUAAAGGGACACUGAACCCAAUUUUUUUCUUUCGUGAUUCUGAUAGGGCAUACAAUUUUAAACAAUUUUCUAAUUUACUCCUAUUAUCACAUUUUCUUCAUUCUCUUGGUAUCUUUAUUUGAAAUGCAAUAAUCUAAGUUUAGAUGCUGGCCUAUUUUUGGUGAACAACCUGGGUUGUUCUUGCUGAUUGGUGGUUAAAUUAAUUCACCAAUAAAAAUGUGCUGUCUAGAGUUCUAAACCAAAAAAAAAAAAAGCUUAGAUGCCUUCUUUUUCAAAUAAAGAUAGCAAGAUAACGAAGAAAAAUUAAUAAUAGGAAUGAAUUAGAAAGUUGAUUAAAAUUGCAUGCUCUAUCUGAAUCACAAAAGAAAAAAAAAAUGGGUUCAAUGUCCCUUUAAGGUCCUGGGCAGAAUAAAAGCAGGGCACAAAUUCUGACCAAUAAUUCCAAUCCCAAUCUUUGGGUUAAUAUGUGCCAUAAUAUUGUAUGUGAGAAAUGUUAUUUCAUGUCCAGACUGUGUACACUGACCAGCGCUCUCUUGCACUGACCUUGUAGCUCUAUCUUUACUCCCAACAUGACAUAGCCAUACACUGCCCUGUAACCACUCACUCUCUGCCAUACACUGCCCUGUGCCUACUCACUCUCUCUGCCAUACACUGCCUGCGCCUACUCACUCUCUCUGCCAUACACUGCCUGCGCCUACUCACUCUCUCUGCCAUACACUGCCUGCGCCUACUCACUCUCUGCCAUACACUGCCCUGUAACCACUCACUCUCUGCCAUACACUGCCCUGUGCCUACUCACUCUCUCUGCCAUACACUGCCCUGUGCCUACUCACUCUCUCUGCCAUACACUGCCCUGUGCCUACUCACUCUCUCUGCCAUACACUGCCCUGUGCCUACUCACUCUCUCUGCCAUACACUGCCCUGUGCCUACUCACUCUCUCUGCCAUACACUGCCCUGUGCCUACUCACUCUCUCUGCCAUACACUGCCCUAAACCUACUCACUUUCUCUGCCAUACACUGCCCUGUGCCUACUCACUCUCUGCCAUACACUGCUCUGUGCCUACUCACUCUCUCUGCCAUACACUGCCCUGUGCCUACUCACUCUCUGCCAUACACUGCUCUGUGCCUACUCACUCUCUGCCAUACACUGCCCUGUGCCUACUCACUCUCUGCCAUACACUGCCCUGUGCCUACUCACUCUCUCUGCCAUACACUGCCCUGUGCCUACUCACUCUCUGCCAUACACUGCUCUGUGCCUACUCACUCUCUGCCAUACACUGCCCUGUGCCUACUCACUCUCUCUGCCAUACACUGCCCUGUGCCUACUCACUCUCUCUGCCAUACACUGCCCUGUGCCUACUCACUCUCUGCCAUACACUGCCCUGUGCCUACUCACUCUCUCUGCCAUACACUGCCCUAAACCUACUCACUCUCUCUGCCAUACACUGCCCUGGGCCUACUCACUCUCUCUGCCAUACACUGCCCUGUGCCUACUCACUCUCUCUGCCAUACACUGCUCUGUGCCCACUCACUCUCUCUGCCAUACACUGCCCUGUGCCUACUCACUCUCUGCCAUACACUGCCCUGUGCCUACUCACUCUCUGCCAUACACUGCCCUGUGCCUACUCACUCUCUGCCAUACACUGCCCUGUGCUUACUCACUCUCUCUGCCAUAAACUGUCCUGAGCCUACUCACUCUCUCUGCCAUACACUGCCCUGUGCUUACUCACUCUCUCUGCCAUACACUGCCCUGUGCCUACUCACUCUCUCUGCCAUACACUGCCCUGUGUCUACUCAAUCUCUCUACCAUACACUGCUCUGUGCUGACUCACUCUCUCUGCCAUACACUGCCUGCGCCUACUCACUCUCGCUGCCAUACACUGUCCUGUGCCUACUCACUCUCUCUGCCAUACACUGCCCUGUGCCCACUCACUCUCUCUGCCAUACACUGCCCUGUGCCCACUCACUCUCACUGCCAUACACAGCCCUGAGCCUACUCACUCUCUCUGCCAUACACUGCCCUGUGCCUACUCACUCUCUCUGCCAUACACUGCCUGCGCCUACUCACUCUCUCUGCCAUACACUGCCCUAAACCUACUCACUUUCUCUGCCAUACACUGCCCUAAACCUACUCACUUUCUCUGCCAUACACUGCCCUGUAACCACUCACUCUCUGCCAUACACUGCCCUGUGCUUACUCACUCUCUCUGCCAUACACUGCCCUAAACCUACUCACUCUCUCUGCCAUACACUGCCCUAAACCUACUCACUCUCUCUGCCAUACACUGCCCUGUAACCACUCAGUCUCUGCCAUACACUGCUCUGUGCCUACUCACUCUCUCUGCCAUACACUGCCCUGUAACCACUCACUCUCUGCCAUACACUGCUCUGUGCUUACUCACUCUCUCUGCCAUACACUGCCCUGAGCCUACUCACUCUCUCUGCCAUACACUGCCCUGUGCUUACUCACUCUCUCUGCCAUACACUGCCCUGUGUCUACUCACUCUCUCUGCCAUACACUGCCCUGUGCCUACUCACUCUCUCUGCCAUACACUGCCCUAAACCUACUCACUUUCUCUGCCAUACACUGCCUGCGCCUACUCACUCUCUCUGCCAUACACUGCCCUGUGCCUACUCACUCUCUCUGCCAUACACUGCCCUGUGCCUACUCACUCUCUCUGCCAUACACUGCCCUGUGCCUACUCACUCUCUCUGCCAUACACUGCCCUGUGCCAACUCACUCUCUCUGCCAUACACUGCCCUGUGCCCACUCACUCUUUCUGCCAUACACUGCCCUGUGCCCACUCACUCUCACUGCCAUACACAGCCCUGAGCCUACUCACUCUCUCUGCCAUACACUGCCCUAAACCUACUCACUCUCUCUGCCAUACACUGCCCUGUGCCUACUCAAUCUCUCUGCCAUACACUGCCCUGUGCCAACUCACUCUCUCUGCCAUACACUGCCCUGUGCCCACUCACUCUUUCUGCCAUACACUGCCCUGUGCCCACUCACUCUCACUGCCAUACACAGCCCUGAGCCUACUCAAUCUCUCUGCCAGACACUGCCCUAAACCUACUCACUUUCUCUGCCAGACACUGCCCUGAGCCUACUCAAUCUCUCUGCCAUACACUGCCCUGUGCCUACUCACUCUCUCUGCCAUACAUUGCUCUGUGCCUACUCACUCUCUCUGCCAUACACUGCCCUGUGCCUACUCACUCUCUCUGCUAUACACUGCCCUGAGCCUACUCACUCUCUCUGCCAUACACUGCCUGCGCCUACUCACUCUCUCUGCCAUACACUGCCUGCGCCUACUCACUCUCUCUGCCAUACACUGCCCUGAGCCUACUCACUCUCUCUGCUAUACACUGCCCUGAGCCUACUCACUCUCUCUGCCAUACACUGCCUGCGCCUACUCACUCACUCUGCCAUACACUGCCCUGAGCCUACUCACUCUCUCUGCCAUACACUGCCCUGAGCCUACUCACUCUCUCUACCAUACACUGCCCUGUGCCUACUCACUCUCUUUGCCAUACACUGCCUGCGCCUACUCACUCUCGCUGCCAUACACUGCUCUGUGCCUACUCACUCUCUCUACCAUACACUGCCCUGUGCUUACUCUCUCUGCCAUACACUGCUCUGUGCCUACUCACUCUCUCUACCAUACACUGCCCUGUGCUUACUCUCUCUGCCAUACACUGCCUGCGCCUACUCACUUUCGCUGCCAUACACUGCCCUGUGCCUACUCACUCUCUCUGCCAUACACUGCUCUGUGCCUACUCACUCUCUCUGCCAUACACUGCUCUGUGCCUACUCACUCUCUCUGCCAUACACUGCCCUGUGCCUACUCAAUCUCUCUGCUAUACACUGCCCUGUGCUUACUCACUCUCUCUGCCAUACACUGCCCUGUGCCUACUCACUCUCUCUGCCAUACACUGCUCUGUGCUUACUCACUCUCUCUGCCAUACACUGCCCUGUGCCUACUCACUCUCUGCCAUACACUGCCCUGUGCCUACUCACUCUCUCUGCCAUACACUGCCCUGUGCCUACUCACUCUCUGCCAUACACUGCCCUGUGCCUACUCACUCUCUGCCAUACACUGCCCUGUGCCUACUCACUCUCUCUGCCAUACACUGCCCUGUGCCUACUCACUCUCUCUGCCAUACACUGCCCUGUGCCUACUCACUCUCUCUGCCAUACACUGCCCUGUGCCUACUCACUCUCUCUGCCAUACACUGCUCUGUGCUUACUCACUCUCUCUGCCAUACACUGCCCUGUGCCUACUCACUCUCUGCCAUACACUGCCCUGUGCCUACUCACUCUCUCUGCCAUACACUGCCCUGUGCCUACUCACUCUCUGCCAUACACUGCCCUGUGCCUACUCACUCUCUGCCAUACACUGCCCUGUGCCUACUCACUCUCUCUGCCAUACACUGCCCUGUGCCUACUCACUCUCUCUGCCAUACACUGCCCUGUGCCUACUCACUCUCUCUGCCAUACACUGCCCUGUGCCUACUCACUCUCUCUGCCAUACACUGCUCUGUGCCUACUCACUCUCUCUGCCAUACACUGCUCUGUGCCCACUCACUCUCUCUGCCAUACACUGCCCUGUGCCUACUCACUCUCUGCCAUACACUGCCCUGUGCCUACUCACUCUCUCUGUGCAGCCUGUGCAUUCUCCCUGCUGUACAAGAAUUUGCUCUGCGCAUAUUACCCACACCAAACAACCUGUGUUUAUACACAGGAGCCAGGGAGUAUUCCAGAGGUUUACACCAGCAUAGACCCCAUCAAGUGAAAUAGUUUAUGCUUAUUAAAGGGACAUAAAACCCAAUGUUUUUCUUUUAUGAUUCAGAUAGAUAGAGAAUCCAGUUUUAAACAACUUUUCACUUCUGAUAUCUAAUUUGCUUCAUUCUCUUGGUAUCCUAUCUUGAAGAAGCAGUAGCAAUGCAUUACUGGGAACUAAUGCACUGCAUGAGCCAAUCACAUGAGUCAGUCAUAUAUGUGCGUCCACCAAUCAGCAGCUCCUGAGCCUACCUAGGUAUCUUUUUCAACAAAGGAUAUCAAGAGAACAAAACAAAUUAGAUCUUAAACUUAAAUUUAAGUUGCUUUUUUUUUUUUAAAUCACAAGAUCAAUCUGAAUCAAAAAAGAAAACAUUUGGGUUUCAUAUCCCUUUAAGUUACCUUACAAGGACUGAUGAGCCAUGUGUGCUACGAUGGGUUACAUAUGAAUGAAUUAGCAUGAUUAAUUAAAAGCAAAGACUCACUGCUAGAAUUACAUGUAGACAGCUUAGGGCCACACACUCUCUCCUCACUCACCUACAUGCUGCCAGUCUGCCUGUACUUGUAGGGAAGUGCAGCCCUCACCUCUCCUGCCCAUGAAUCUUCCAAUGGUUGGGGGUAUCUCAUGGUGUAUGAAUCUGCAAAUCAAAAUGGACACCCAAAACUGGAUUCCCCUUAAUAUGUUUCCAAUUACUUGUUAUAGAUGCUGAAGAGUAUACAAUGUAUGGCCAAUGGUUCCUUUAGGUUUAUUUUUGUAUAUGAACUAGCUUGUUUUGCUCUUUGAAACCACAGCCCAUUAAUUGGUCUGUGCUUGCAAAGAGAUCAGUUCUUCUUACCUUAUCACUCUUUAUCUCUAAUUGUAAGAGAAAAAAUUUACAUUUUAAUACUUAUCUCUACUACCCCCCCCCUCCCCCCCCACUGGAAGUGUAAUUUCUUUUGCUGGCUAUGUUUACACAACUUUUCAAAAGCCAAUACUUAAGUAUGGACAUUUUCAGUAUAGGUAUGGAAACAACAAGCAAAAGCAGCUAUUUUAAAUGACAAAAUAAAUCUAAAGAAUCUAUUUUUUUAUUAAUUUAAUACACUCUAGCAGGUAAUAUAGUUCAUUAAGAACACAUUCAACCAUAAAAUACGGUUAAUUUUGUUUCCACUUGUUUUGCAGGUUUAGUGAUUUAUUAAUUCAGUUAAAGCAAAUGACAAUACUUAAAGGGACAUGAAACCGGAAUUUUUUUUCUUUCUUGAUUCCGAUACAGCACACAUUUUUAAACAACUUUCCAAUUUAGUUUUAUUAUCUAAUUUGCUUUAUUCUCGUGGUAUUCUUUGUUAAAAGGAAUACCUAGGUAGGAGCUGGGAGCUAGUUGCUGAUUGGUGGCUGCACAUAUAUGCCUCUUGUCAUUGGAUUACUGAUGUGUUGAGCUAUUGCAGAGUAGUGCAUUGCUGCAGCUUCAAUAAAGGAUACCAAGAGAAUGAAGCAAAACAGAUAAUAGAAGUAAAUUGGAAAGUUGUUUAAAAUUGUAUUCUCUAUCUGAACCAUGAAAGAAAACUUUUGGGUUUCAUGUCCCUUAUAACAUUACAUAGUAAAAAACAGACUGGGAAUAUAUAGGCCCAUAAUAAUGCUGGGAAUACAUCUGCACAUUAACUUUAUUAUUAUUAACUCUUCACAGAAAAAAACACCUUCCCGGGCCCCCCUGCUAGGUCUCAUAUAGUCAUCAGUGCCCCUAUAUGAGUGCACAGGCUGCCAGCGAGGUGGUGAGGGUGUAUCUAUGCCAGUGACACAUUAAAGGGACACGAAACCCAUUUUUUUUUCUUUUGUGAUUCAGAGAGAGCAUGCAAUAUUUCUAUCAUCUCAUUUGUUUAGUUCUCUUGGUAGUCUUUGUUGAAAAUCAAAUCUAGAUAGGCUCAGGAACUGCUGAUUGGUGGCUGCACAUAUAUGCGUCGUGUUAUUGGUCACCCAUGUGUAUUGCUGUUUCUUCAACAAGAUACUAAGAGAAGGAAGCAAAAUAGAUAAUAGACGUAAAUCGUAUUCUCUAUCAAAACCAUGAAAGAAAAAAAUUGGGUUCCAUGUCCCUUUAAGGGGCCCCAGAGAGCCCUACCAUGUUAGGAUAUCAGUUUGAUCACAAGAUAAGUGUGUGCCAGCAAAGGAGUCCUGUCCUCUGGGGUCUAUAUAUGUGCCCACGCAUGAGAGCAUUUCAUAGCUGGCUAUUUCAGACGGGUACAGAGGUUCCUAUAGGGAGGACAUGUGUGUGUAAUACACAGAGAUUAUUUAUUCAUAUUAUAUAUCUAUAUAGACCCUCACACACCUGCAGACUGACCGGUCAGUGAAUAUUUACACAUCAUUAGCAUGAUCAGUGCUAUAUUUAGAGUCAGCUUUCUGUAAUGUUUGUCACUGACUAACAGAUAUCACCAGCUGUGCACACGUUACUCUCAUACUGAAGAGCUGAGUGCAUCAUUACACACGUUCAGAUGUAGCCCUGAGUGUGCACUCACAUAAUACACUCAUACACGCACUGUGCCCUCCUGUUGUCGUGCUGUGAAUGCUGCCAGCGCAUCUGUACUGUAUACAACCUACGCAGUGUGUGAGGCAUAGGACGGGGUGGGCUGUUAGAGUGGCAGGCCACUGGGAAUGUUUGUAUUAGAUGCCAACCCUGCUCUGUGCCAGAAUCUAAAUGUUCAAUACAGACUAUUUGCUGUA